AUGGAGGCCGAGCGGCAGCGGGCGGCGGCGCCGCGCCGGGCGGGGGUGCCGAGGAUGGGCCGCCGGGCACGCCAGGACGUCCCUCCGGACGAGAAUGGCAGCAGGAAGAACUCCUCCUCUGCGUCUGCCGGAGAGGAUGAAGACCCUGAGGAAAAGGCUGACCAUGAUCCACCACCCAAACCCCCACGCCGGCAAGGAGGCUGGGCAGAUGAUCCUGUACUGGCACCUACCAAGUCAGGAAAAAAGCAUGCGGAAGAAGUAGAAGACCAUCGUCUCAGGCAGCACAGCCUGGAGGCAUCAAGUGAUGGAGGAGACAUUCCUGUGAUCCCCGACUUGGAGGAAGUCCAGGAGGAAGAUCUGGCCAUGCAAGUGGCAGCUCCCCCCAGUGUGCAGGUGAACCGAGUGAUGACCUACCAUGACCUGGACAAAGAUCUUAUGAAGUUUGCUGCCUUUCAGACUCUGGAUGGUGAGGUUGACCUGAAGCUUCUCACCAAAGUUUUGGCUCCAGAACAUGAACUACGAGAGGAUGAUGUCAGCUGGGACUGGGACCAUCUCUUCACAGAGGUAUCCUCAGAACUAGUGACUGAGUGGGAGCUGGGACAGUCUGAGAGAGAGGACCACAUCAGUCUGCCCUAGAGCAUUGGCACACCAGACAUCUCCUCAUACACACAUUCACUGUAAAUAUUUUAUCACUUUAAUUUUCUAUUCAUUUGUUUGUAUUUGAGAAUUAACUUCAGACUGGAAAUAAAUAGGAGCUUGCUCCAUAGGAAAACUGGCUUGGGAGGAGUUUGGAAUAUUUUGUAAUGAGACUCUUUGUUCUCCAAAGAGAUGAAGAAUUCCAAACACAACAAAAUAUUUACUUAUAAGCAGCCACUUCCACAUCACUGCAGCACUUUUGCAGAUAACUGUAGCAGUCAAUCUUUCUUCAACCAAAAUUUCAGCCUCUCUGGGGGACCAUCUUACAAAGCCACAGAAUGGAGUGUGGUUUUCAGUGACAGCUAUCAGAGGAGCUUAGGUUGGUAUGAAUUGUUUGCCUAGGACAUCAAGAUUAUCAUCUGCCCACAACAGAUGCCACAAGUUGUCAGGAUAUGUACUUUACGUUUCAUCCAGCAGCCUCCAGCCAUCCCUUGCUAGUUUAACCUUUCCGCUGGGACAUCACCUCUGUAUUGACUUGGAGGAAACAGCAUAACCAAUUAAACUGCCACCACUGCUUCUUAUAGCACCUCUUUUUCCCUUGAGGUAUCCCAGACAAGGGCUGACCAGGCCUAACCCGCUUAGCUUUUGCAAUCAGACGAGAUCACAAUGUGGAAGGAGAUGCUCCAGGCAAUAGGUGGCUUGCAAAGAAAAUACCAUUUAUUCCACACAUGAAAGAAUGAAGUCUGCUGCUCUGAAACAAGGUAACUCCCCGGUGUGUGUUUCCUUGGAACCAAGUAACCCACUCUCAUUGUCACCUAAAAAAAUCCAUUUAGCUGUUAAUGCCCUGUCCCCAUAGAACCGUGGUCAUUAUUUGCAGGAAGCAGUAAUAUUACUUCUAAGCCAAUGUCCUUCAAAGCCUUGUCCCACUGGAGAAUCUUGCUGUAUGCUUCUGGGGGCAGUGCAGGUGCUGGGAGGAAGGCUUUUUGUGUUGCUUUUCUUAGCUUGUUUGGUAGGCCUAAUGGAGCGCUGCAUUCUUAUUCUUGCACCGAGAGCAGGACAGCUCAGUACUCUGCAACAUUUCAGAUCAGAGUUGAUAGGCCAAAAAAAAUCUACCAGCAAGAGAGAAGCAACUGGGUCCCAGUCUGGGGCCACCAAAAUAGCACCUCCUUGAGACAGAUAAUCUUUCUAAGUUUGGUAAAAUCAAGAAAUCUCCCCUCUAACUAGAAAAUUAGGUGAGAAAGAAGCUUUGGGUCCAGUGUGUGGAUGACAGUCCUGAAAUCUUUCUAUGAGCAGAGAAAUCUGUUUUGGUAUUAAUAGAAUCUUCCCAGCUGGGCCAAUGUCCCUUUUUCUCUGACACCCCUGGCCCUUGGCCAAAGAGAAUUUAGGAUUCUUCCCAUAUCCAUGGAAAA
Molecule: messenger RNA, 2045 nt
Organism: Oxyura jamaicensis (ruddy duck)
Lineage: Eukaryota; Metazoa; Chordata; Aves; Anseriformes; Anatidae
Gene: IFT43
Product: intraflagellar transport 43
Exons: 10
Coding region: 1-636 (211 amino acids)
Biological process (GO): intraciliary retrograde transport
Cellular component (GO): intraciliary transport particle A; cilium
Source: RefSeq, a predicted model, not a curated record